AUGGAGAUAGCAAAUAUUUUCAAAAAACUGUUAAAACAAAAUAUAGCAUACACAGAAAAUAACUCCGUUUUUGAUGUUUUUAAAAAACAAAAUGAAGGAUCACAAAAUGUAAGUGAAAAAAAGCUGGAGGGAGAAAAGCUACUUGAAGAAAAAACUGAUACAAACAAACCAACAGAAGAAGAUAAAUUAAAAGAGCAACACCUUUUACAAUAUACAAAUAAUUUUGAUGCUCCUAAUGCAUUAUUAUUUGAAAAUCUAAAUAAAGAAUAUAAAUUUAUUACUACACAAGAUAAUUUUGAUGGAUUUCGUUUUGAAGUGGAUAAAAAUGUGAAUAAAUAUUUACAGUCAACACAUACCUUAUUUCUAGGUACAACCCUCAGAGAUGUUGGUUACUUAUAUCAGUUUGGAGCUAAUUUUACGGAUAGUGAUAAUAGUUUAUUGAUGAUUAGUAGAGUAAAUAUUGAUGGUAGUGUAAAUGGUAGGUUUUGUAAAAAGAUUAAUAACGCAAUAGAUUGUAAAUUAAAUUUUAAUACAUAUGCAAAAAGUGAUACAAGAAAUAUGUAUGAAAUGUCAGUAGAAGUAAAUAAACCAUUACAUACGUAUAAUUUUAAGAGUAUAUGGCAAGGGGCAUGGAUAUUUAAUGCAACAUAUACUCAAUUACUAACCAAAAAAUUUCAAGCAGGUGUUGAUUUAACAUAUAUUGCAUCAAAUUGUGCAUCCAUCGGUUCCUUUGGGUUACGUUAUAAUCACAAAAAUAAUGUUUUAACAAUGCAAGUAGUUAGACAACCAAAUUUUAAAUCACCAGAAUUUAUGCUAAAUCAAACUCAUUUAUAUAAAAUACAAUAUGCUAAGAAAAUAUCAGAUCGUUUAUCUGUGGGAACAGAGCUUGAAUUAACUCCUCAGACGAAAGAGUCCGCCAUGAGACUUGGUUGGGAUUAUUCUUUUAGACAUGCAAAAGUUCAAGGCUUAAUUGAUACUAGCGGAAAAAUUUCUGUUUUUACGCAAGAUUACUCAGGUUUUGGUGUUAGUGGUUACAUAGAUUAUUUAAACAAUGAAUAUAAAUUUGGAUUUAUGAUGCACAUCUCACCUUCGCAGGAGCAGCCACAGCAGGCCCCGUCAUAG
Messenger RNA from Plasmodium malariae, 1122 nucleotides. RefSeq names its product mitochondrial import receptor subunit TOM40, putative (gene TOM40). Gene Ontology annotation, biological process: protein import into mitochondrial matrix. The record is from RefSeq and is a predicted model, not a curated record. Gene Ontology annotation, molecular function: transmembrane protein transporter activity. The coding region runs from base 1 to 1122 and encodes 373 amino acids. Gene Ontology annotation, cellular component: mitochondrial outer membrane; mitochondrial outer membrane translocase complex. Lineage: Eukaryota; Apicomplexa; Aconoidasida; Haemosporida; Plasmodiidae. The transcript has a single exon.